AUGAUAUUGGAUAAAACAGACAAUAGUUUUUGUUAAUUUGUGGAAAAUUUUUCAAAUAUGAAUAAUGUAGAGAAACUUAUAUGGAUUUUUUGACAGAUGGAGAGCGAGGCAAAGAAAAUGGGAAGAGGGUGUAUAUGGUCGAUUUUUUAGGUGGGCUAUUUUGUUUAAAGUAUUUUAUUGAACCUUAUUAUGCGUAAUAUUUUUUAACUGCAUCAGGAAAUUUAAUAUUUUUUUCCGUAUCGCUAGUGCAAUAUAAAUAUAUAAUAGCCUAGUACAGUGGUUAUAUAGAGAUACGUGGGUGAACUACGGGGAUUUCGGGAUGUUCUGUUCCUGUGUUUACUGUAGUUAAAUACGGCGAAGAAGUGCCCAAGAGUUUAUUGCUCGCAUCACACCAACGGCUGUAAUUAGCCGUUCUGUUUUAACAGUUGUUAGUUGUGUUUUAGCAGUUGUUAGUUAUGUUUUAGCAGUUGUUAGUUGUGUUUCAGCAGUUGUUAGUUGUGUUUUAGUUGUUAGUUGUGUUUUAGUUGUUAGUGGGUGUGUUAUAACGAGUUUGUUAGUGGGUUUAUUAAAGUAGAGGUGUUAGUGAAUGCGUUGUAGGGGUUUGUUAGUUGGUGUAUUAAAAUAUUCGUGUUAGCAGGUGUUAGGAAUGUGUGAAGCGUACUGAAUAGUGUAAGUAUACUACCCAGUGACAAAAUACACAAAAUACAAUUAUUAAAACAAGAUGAUAAUUGAUGUACGAAGUGAAGUGUGAGUAUUGGUGUACGAAGCAGACAAUGUGGUGGCUGGAGGUGUACGAAGCGACAGUGGCAGCAGGAGAGACCUCAACGUGGCCUAAGGAACUCCUGAUCUUGGAAGCAGGGGACUAUAGAUUACUAUGUCUGAAGCUGUUCCUAACAGAGAACCUAAAGGCAUUAGUUCCACCAUGUCUGAGCAUUUAAGAAAUGUCAGUAUAUCAAGUUUAUCGACUCCACAUCAAAUAAGAAUUAGUUCUUCUGAACCAGAUAUCUCGAGCAAUACUUGUGUGCCUGAGGAAGUCUUUGAGUCAAAGAGUGAUGGCAACAGUUCAUCAUGGGAGACCUGGAUAUCCACAUCAUCAAUGGAAAGCAAUUACUACUCAACCACUUCAUCAGAGGAACGUUAUUAUUCUCCCUCUUCACAAAAGGAAAGCCCUAAAAUUACUUCCGAUGAUUCCAGCACCACUGACCCCUUUACUUCCCUUAAAAAUAAACAGCACCUGAACAAAUUUACAGACACUUCUUGCAGCAGUGUGUGUAAUGUAAAUAACCCUAAUAUAUCUGAUAGCAGAAUUACAGCAAUGCCUUAUGAAAGCAAUAUCCCAACAAGAUUAAGCGAGUCAGUGACUGAUAAAAAACCAUCAGAACCUCGUAUCUGUGAUACACCUCUCACUCGUAAAAAAAAAAAAUAUGGAUUUUUGACUGAUCCUGAGAUUGAAUUCAAGGCAAAGCCUAAGAAAGGUUAUAACCCAUUCCUGAAUACAUAUAAAUCAGUCCCUUUACCUUCUCAACUAGAGUCAGAAAUUCACAGCUUAGAACAACUGAUUUAUAAUAUCGAACUUCAGUUACCUCCACUAAAAUCUUUAUUAAAAAGAUUAAAGCAAGCCAAGCUGUGGUCUAAUUUAUUAAAUUUACAAGAAUAUUGUGAACCAUCAUUACAAGACUUUUUAAGAAUGAAAUCAGACAUUUCUAAAAGCUAUGAUGUUACAAAAUUGUCAGAUUUAGACUUGUUAUUUCUAAGUGAUGACAUUUCUAAAGUGGGAAAAAAUGACAAGAAUAUUACUGAGAAGUUGCAGGAUAAAGACUUGAGUGCUGCCAAAAAUGAAAAGUCCUGCCAAGUUUUGUUUGAACAAUUGCAGUCCUCAGAAAGCUUGAAGCCCGGUGAGUGUUCUCCCUUGGGACAAUUAUUAAUCAGUGAUGAAUGGGAAUUUGAUUAUCCUCAUCUUUGUUUAACUCCUGAAGGCAAGCAGUGUAGUGCAUCAUGUCCUGACAAAAUUGACCCAUCACAGUAUAUUUGUCAUGGCUCGGAGAAACCAAGAACAGAAAAUGUUGAGCAUGAGGAGUGGUCAGAUACUAGGCGAAGAAAGAGAAUUUCCUUUAAUAAUUGCAUUUCACAUAGUGUGUCUAGUAUGAAGAAAAAUGGCAAAGAUUUUUUGCCUUUAAUUACAAAUGAAAAGCAAUGUUCCAAAUGUUUGACAAAUUUCUGCUUCUGUGUGAAAGUAGGGGACACUAGUGAAGAGGGUUCUUCUUGUAUCCCUGGUUUGCCUGUGAAACCAACCGCAAAAGCAAGCGGCAAGCAUCUUCUAAAAGACGCAAACAAAGAUGAUUUUUACAUGAUGAAGUGUGAAGGCGGACCAAGAUACAACUUGCGUAGCUCGAGAAGAAUGCACGGACGUUGUGAUUCAUUAUAGGUCGACUGUCAUCACUGAAGGCUUGGUAUUUACCUGGUCACUGUCAAAGUCAUAAAUGUUUUAAAUAUUUUGUGUCUGCUUGAUUCAUUUUAUAUUUUGUAACUGAAAAUAAUAUACUUCUGAGAUGAAAAGGCAAUAUAUAUACAGUGUGUACAUUUGAUACAAAAUAUCAUACAAAUUUGAUAUACUUAGUAUCAGUGACAUUUGUUAAAUUUAUAGUUGAGAAUGUAGAUUUUGUAAAUAAAUGAGUUUGCAAAAUGUGUGCAGAAAUUUAUAUGUACCUACUAUACUGUACAUAUUUUAACUAGGUACAGUAUACUGGUAGUUAUAUUGGUAUAAGUAUGUUAUCAGAAAACCAAAUGGUGGGUAAGCUGAGUACAGCAUAAUAGAGCUUUUGUAUAUGGACAUGAAAUAAAAUAAAUUAUUGUUGGUAAUAAUAUUUUUAAAGGAUUUGUAUAUGAAUACUUUUCUAGCAAGAUAUUAAGAAGAAAUUUUAGGUUUAUUUGUAUUAUUUUCCAUCUUAUUUGAAGCCAUGAAUGCAUUAGAAAUUAGAGACACUCUGCAUCUGUUUACUUGAAAUAUGAGUUAUAUGUAUUUAAUAUUAUACAGUAGCUUAGCUUGAGCAGAGCAUGAACUGUUGCUAAUGAUGCAAAUAAACUCGUAAAUGUGUGUAGACUUUAUGCGUAGAUGGUGUUUUGCCAGUACAUUACUAGUAAAAUGUAGUCUACAGAUAAAAUCUAUUGUCAACAAAUAUUUCUGAACAUCAUUAUAGCUUCAUCAAUUAAAUAAAGUGUUAUGGAAUUAUUAUAUGAUGUAGCACUUUUUAACACGUUUUGAGGAUGUAAUUUAUAUUAAAUUCUAUUGUGUAAGAAUAUAUAUGGUCAUAUAUUUUUUUUUUAAAUUUAAGAUGGCCAUUUUAGUGGUGUUACAAGAUGACCAUUAUUAAUGUAAUACCAUAUUUAAAAACUGAUAAUAAUCUUAUAUCAGAUCUGAGAAGAAAUUGUAACCAUAAAGUAUAAGGAGAAAAUUCCUAUUAUUAUUUCAUCUAGCCAAUACAUUACUAGUACAAUACUCACAUUCAUGUGUAAAUAUAAGACAUUAAAGGAUCAUUUCAAAGGAGUUUAACUUUUUUCCUUCUGUAUUUUCCUGUAUUUAAAUUUGCAUUGUAAAGCCAAAAUUCAAAGGUCUUUCGUAAAUGACCAUAUUUCAAUGUUCAACAUGAAAGAUCUGUUAUAGAAACCUAUUAGUUGAUACAUUUUGAAUUUAAAGUUAUGAAAUACAUCCAGGUAUAAUUCUACAGAAUAAAGGAAUGACAAGUUUGAUGCUUCUCUCUUAAUUUUAAUAUAUAAAAGGAAUGAUAGGAGCCUUCCUGCUUAACUAUUGUUUGUUUUGUCUAUUUCCUGAUUAAUUAUUGUUUGUUUUGUUUAUUCAGAACAUUAUUUUUUCAUUAUAAUAUAUUAUUGAAUUUAGUAGAAUAUACAUUUUCCUAAAUAAAAUAGAACCUGAUUAAUUUGUCUGAAAUAAUAUGGAUUUAGUAAGGAAAUCCCCCGUAAAAAAGUAAGUUAAUUAUGAGGCGAAAGCUCUAAGCCAGUAUGACUAUAAAAAAAAUUAUAUGUAAACUAAAUUAUUAAAUUGUAAUGCGGACGCUAUAUAUUUUAUUUUCAAUGUCGUGUAUGUGAUGUCAUGUUCAUACAUGGUUUGUAAGUUAUAUCAAAACUGAUACAGUACUAUUUUUUAUUAAGAUCAUACAUUAAUCCCAACUUCUUCCUACCUGAGGUUAAAUUUGCAAAAUUCCUAUCAUCUACCAAUGGUCUACAUUUUAGAUAGAACCAUGGAACUAUUACAUAUUGGUAAUCACCAUUUUAAAUUACAGCCUGA
Molecule: messenger RNA, 4303 nt
Organism: Procambarus clarkii (red swamp crayfish)
Lineage: Eukaryota; Metazoa; Arthropoda; Malacostraca; Decapoda; Cambaridae
Source: RefSeq, a predicted model, not a curated record